This is a messenger RNA of Drosophila novamexicana, 2617 nucleotides long. It is a transcript of the gene Ir21a, whose product is annotated as ionotropic receptor 21a. Gene Ontology annotation, cellular component: membrane. Gene Ontology annotation, molecular function: ligand-gated monoatomic ion channel activity. Bases 1 to 2556 code for a protein of 851 amino acids. Lineage: Eukaryota; Metazoa; Arthropoda; Insecta; Diptera; Drosophilidae. The transcript has 5 exons. The record is from RefSeq and is a predicted model, not a curated record.
AUGUUGCCGUGGUGGACGUGUCUGGCACUAGUUGCCAGCCAAGGGUUUGCUUUGGCAGUGAACAACGCUGGGGCUUGGCCUGGGAACUGUGUGAGUUCUCGUUUGAUUGAGCGACAUCGCCUGAACGAACAGCUUUAUGGCAACUGCCAUGAGAGACGCUUCAAGCGCCGUGUGGAUGCCACGUUCCGUGGCAAUCCGAAGCCACGCGCCGAACUUUUGGCCAGCAAAUUUCUAACGUCGCACAAUUUCGAUCAGACUAACUCACUGGUAACGCUGGUCAACAAAAUAGCCAAGGAGUAUUUGGCCAAAUGCCCGCCGGUCAUCUACUACGACAGCCUGGUGGCCAAAUCAAAGGGCCAACUGUUGGAGACACUCCUUAAGACCAUGCCGGUUACAUUUUAUCAUGGCGAGAUCAAUGAACGCUACGAACCACAGAAUCCCAACUUCACCAGGCAUAUUGAUAACAACUGCAAGAGCUAUAUACUAUUCCUGUCCGAACCAUUAAUGGCACGCAAGAUUUUGGGUCCCCAAACGGAGAGUCGCGUCGUCUUGGUCUCCAGCUCAUCACAGUGGAAGCUGCGCGAUUUCCUGAGCUCCGACCUGUCGUCGAAUAUUGUCAAUCUGUUGGUCAUUGGUGAAUCUUUAAUGGAAAUUUCAGAGCGCGAGCGGCCCUUUGUGCUAUACACGCAUAAACUGUAUGCGGAUGGCCUGGGCUCGAAUACUGGAAUAGUAUUGACCAGCUGGAUCCGAGGCGCUCUGUCGCGACCGCACAUCGAUCUGUUUCCGGCAAAAUUUCAGAAUGGUUUUGCCGGACACCGUUUUCAGGUAUCGGCCGCCAAUCAGCCGCCGUACAUCUUUCGCAUCAAGUCGCUGGACUCCUCGGGCAUGGGCACAUUGCGUUGGGAUGGCAUUGAGAUGCGUCUGUUGAAUAUAAUAGCCAAGCGUUUGAAUUUCACCGUGGAGAUUACAGAGACGCCCAAUCUAGUGAAUUCGCGCAGCAUCGUGGAGAACAUACAAUUUCAGAUCGCAGAGGGCAGUGUUGAUAUUGGCAUGUCGGGCAUUUACAUAACCGAGGAUCGAAUGCGUGCCACGGACAUGUCGGUGGGGCAUUCGCGGGACUGUGCGGCAUUCAUAACUCUGGCAUCCAAGGCCUUGCCCAAGUAUCGUGCCAUAAUGGGCCCCUUUCAGUGGCCCGUGUGGGUGGCACUGAUCUGCGUUUAUCUCGGUGGCAUAUUUCCGAUUGUAUUUACAGAUCGCCUGACACUGAGGCACCUGAUGGGUAACUGGGGCGAAAUUGAGAAUAUGUUCUGGUACGUUUUUGGCAUGUUCACGAAUGCCUUCACAUUUACCGGCAAAUAUUCAUGGGGCAAUACGGAGAAGACCUCAACGCGUCUGCUGAUCGGCUCCUAUUGGCUCUUCACCAUCAUUAUAACAUCCUGUUACACUGGAUCCAUUAUAGCAUUUGUCACAUUGCCAGCCUUUCCGGACACCGUUGACUCCGUAUUGGACUUGCUUGGCCUCUUCUUUCGUGUAUGCACGCUGGAUAAUGGCGGCUGGGAGAAUUGGUUUCAGAACUCCACACACGAGCCCACGUCGAAGCUGUACAAGAAAAUGGAGUUUGUUGGCUCCCUGGAGGAAGGCAUUGGCAAUGUCACGCAGAGUUUUUUCUGGAAUUAUGCUUUUCUCGGUUCAAGGUCGCGUCUGGAAUACCUCGUCCAAUCCAACUAUUCGAAUGAGAAUCUAUCCCGGCGUUCGGCAUUGCAUCUGAGCGAGGAGUGCUUUGCACUCUUUCAAAUUGGCUUCCUCUUUCCGCUCAAUUCUGUGUAUAAACGCAAGAUUGACUCGAUGAUUAUGACUGCACAGGAGAGCGGACUGAUGAUCAAGCUGGGCCACGAGGUCAGCUGGGACAUGCAGCGUUCGUCGACGGGCCGCCUGCUGCAGGCCAGCGCCAGCUCAGCGCUGCGUGAAAUCAUACAGGAGGAGCGCCAGUUGACCACCGCCGACACGGAGGGCAUGUUUCUGCUCAUGGGCAUUGGCUAUUUUAUGGGCGCCGUUGCGCUUGUCUCUGAGAUUGUUGGCGGCAUCACAAACAAGUGCCGUCAAAUUAUAAAUCGUACGCGCAAGUCCGCAUCCAGCACCUGGUCAUCCAGGCACAAUUCGGCCGUGCUGCGCACCUCAGCCGAACAGCAGGUGCACGAUGCACGCAAGGCGGCGCGUCGUCAUGCUGCUGAGGAUGCGAAUCAGCGCAUGGGAUUCGGCGUGCGGGAGCUAAAUCUGACACGUACCACGCUGCGCGAGCUGUACAGCUCGAAUCGGCCGGAGGCCCAGACGCAACUGGAGUCCCACUCGCGUCCAGCAGAAUUGCAGCCUGUUGUUUGGAAUACAUUGGAUGAAGUGCCCAAAGAAGUCUAUGAAUCUUUGGACGGCCUGGAUGAGUUUAUAGCCCGGCUAGAGUUGGCCGAUGAGCACAGCAACGAGUCUAACGAGGAUGACGUGGCCGAUGUUGUCUUUGGCAGCGAAAUCGAUGCACAGCAAGAUGAUAAUCACAUCAAUUAAGCAAGUUCUCUAAAUUAUCAACUCACAUAUUCUCAGCAUUUGUAGCAUGUCCAGGAUAAUU